Molecule: messenger RNA, 1533 nt
Organism: Apaloderma vittatum (bar-tailed trogon)
Lineage: Eukaryota; Metazoa; Chordata; Aves; Trogoniformes; Trogonidae
Product: tyrosine-protein phosphatase non-receptor type 13-like
Exons: 9
Biological process (GO): peptidyl-tyrosine dephosphorylation
Cellular component (GO): cytoplasm; cytoskeleton; nucleus
Molecular function (GO): phosphatidylinositol 3-kinase regulatory subunit binding; protein tyrosine phosphatase activity
Source: RefSeq, a predicted model, not a curated record
AUGACGAUUGAGCCAUUCAUCUCCUUGGAUCUACCAAAGUCUAUCUUGACUAAGAAAGGAAAGAAUGAUGACACCAGACGAAAAGUAAAUGUGAUGCUUCUAAGUGGGCAGAAGCUGGAGCUGACCUGUGAUACCAAGACGAUAUGUAAAGAUGUCUUUGAUAUGGUUGUUGCCCAUAUUGGCUUGGUGGAGCAUCACUUGUUUGGAUUGGCUGCUUUAAGAGACAAUGAAUUUUUCUUCGUUGAUCCUGACAUAAAACUAAGUAAAGUAGCUCCAGAAGGAUGGAAAGAGGAACCGAAGAAGAAGAACAAGCCCCCUGUGAACUUCACUCUGUUUUUUCGCAUAAAGUUUUUUGUGGAUGAUGUCAGUCUUAUACAGCAUGCACUGACCUGUCACCAGUAUUAUCUACAGUUGCGGAAGGACAUCCUGGAAGACAGGAUGCACUGUGAUGAUGAGACAGCCUUAUUAUUAGCAUCUCUAGCUCUCCAAGCCGAGUAUGGAGAUUACCAGGCAGAGGUGCAUGGCAUGUCGUAUUUCAGACUAGAACACUACGUCCCGGCUAGAGUGAUGGAGAAACUAGAUCUGUCCUACAUCAAGGAAGAGCUGCCAAAAUUGCAUAGCGCUUACGUGGGUGCAUCUGAAAAAGAGACAGAGUUAGAAUUUUUGAAGUUAUGUCAGAGACUCACAGAAUAUGGGAUUCAUCUUCAUCAUGUGUUGCCUGAGAAGAGAUCUCAAACAGGUAUCCUUCUGGGAGUGUGCUCCAAAGGAGUUGUUAUUUUUGAAGUUCACAAUGGUGCACGCACACCUGUACUACGCUUCCCAUGGAGAGAGACAAAGAAAAUAUCCUUUAGUAAGAAGAAAAUAACUUUGCAGAACACAUCAGAUGGUAUCAAGCAUGCAUUUCAGACUGACAGUAGUAAGACUUGCCAGUACCUUUUGCAUCUCUGCUCGUCCCAGCAUAAGUUUCAACUACAGAUGAGAACCAGGCAGAGCAACCAAGACACUCAGGACAUUGAAAGGGCUUCCUUUAGGAGCCUAAACCUUCAUGCGAACUCUGUCAAAGGUUUCAACAUGGGACGAGCAAUCAGUACCGGUAGCCUGGCCAGCAGCACUUUGAACCGACUUGCCGUUCGACCACUGUCUGUGCAAGCAGAGAUUCUGAAGAGGCUGUCCUGCUCUGAGCUCUCACUCUUCCAGCCGCUUUCUGGCUCUUCAAAGGACAAGAAUGAGAAGUCUCAGUGGGAGGAAAGACCCAGGGUUAUGAGCAAGUCAUUUCAUGACCUGAGUCAGAGCCACAUCUCGGUUAACCCCCCAAGGAAAAAUAUUAUUACUGCUUUGGACUCUUCCCCCCAAAAAAUAGAAGACAUAAUGGGAAGAGUCUUUCAGCAAAUGCCAAAAUUUGAUACUGGAUCAGCAACAGGAGCAUUAAAACUGAGCAAUUCAAAAUCUCAUGCAGGUCUAAGUAGAAGCCCUGAAAGAAAGAAAAAUGAAUCAGACUCAUCAUCUAUUGAAGAUACCGGUCAAGCCUAUGUU